Messenger RNA from Dovyalis caffra, 213 nucleotides. The record is from the annotation of a GenBank genome assembly. NCBI's taxonomy places the organism in Eukaryota, Viridiplantae, Streptophyta, Magnoliopsida, Malpighiales, Salicaceae.
AUGGAAAAGUCAGUCACAUCUGAUGGAGACGCACAUCUACAUUGGUCCCGGGACUAUGACCUCGCAACAAAAUGGUCCCUACUUAACCCUUUUGCUGCUUUCAAACAAUUUGUCGCGUAUACUGCAAACGAAUGCAACUUGGACGAUACUCGGCUUCGCAACAUGUGUGUGCGUGACAAAUGUCCUCUUGCUCGAUUUCAUGGACUAGGAUGA